Molecule: messenger RNA, 843 nt
Organism: Lycium ferocissimum
Lineage: Eukaryota; Viridiplantae; Streptophyta; Magnoliopsida; Solanales; Solanaceae
Exons: 2
Coding region: 109-651 (180 amino acids)
Source: RefSeq, a predicted model, not a curated record
UGGACGGGAGCAUAUAGCCUCAAUGCUCUUUCAAUCUUGACUUUCAUAUCAAUUACAGAAAAAGAGGCGUGGAUUUUGGAGUGGGAGAACGAGGAAGAUGAAGGAGUGAUGGGGAAAAGACUGAUGACGAAAGAGAAGGAAAAAAGAUCGAUGAAGACAGAGAAAGAGAAAGAGAAAGAGGAGGCAGUUUUAAAAGAUACUGGAAUAGCAUCACCUAGUCCAUUUCCUCAACAUAAAGCAGGUCACUCAAUGAUGGCAGAUAAUUACCCAAGACUUUAUUUACAAUAUAUAGUGUCUAAUACAGUGGCGUUUAUGGCAUCUUUUAGCGUCGUAUUACUGUUGAUAAGUGGCUUGCCUUUAAGGACAAAAGGUUUAAUGUGGUUAUUGAUGUUUAUCAUGUGGAUCGCCAUUGUUGCAACCGCGUUCACUUACAAUACAUUUAUCGCAGCCUAUUCCCCAAGAAAAAGGCUCUAUGAAUACGUCCUAGGAUUCUUGCUGCUGGCAUGGAUGGGAUUCUUGUCCCUCCUGUUCAUUAGCCAUACAAUCCGCUUGAUAGUGAAGGCUGUUAGAAAGCUGAUCCGCUUGAUAGUGAAGGCUGUUAGAAAGCUGAGACAAUCUGCUGCCAAGUGGAGUAUGAAUGAUUCCAGCUAGUGUAAUAAGAAUGUACUAGCUAGUGCUUAGCAAAACUCUAUCUCAUGUAUCUAGGGAUUCAUGAUCACCAUGAUUAUAUUAGUACUCUUAUGAUCUAGUACUGAUUUUAAAAUAUUGGAGUUUUAGACCUCUUUGUAAAGUAAUAUAAUGGUUAGACGCAUUUAGUUUAUAUAUAUAAGACCUUUUACACUA